This is a messenger RNA of Chrysemys picta bellii (western painted turtle), 7747 nucleotides long. It is a transcript of the gene ELAVL3, whose product is annotated as ELAV like RNA binding protein 3. Gene Ontology annotation, cellular component: ribonucleoprotein complex. Gene Ontology annotation, molecular function: RNA binding. The record is from RefSeq and is a predicted model, not a curated record. NCBI's taxonomy places the organism in Eukaryota, Metazoa, Chordata, Testudines, Emydidae.
UUCGUUUUUCACCCCCCGCCCCCCCCCCGUUCUCUCCUCGCCCCCGGGCCAAGACUCGGCUCCUUGUGUUCGUUUCAUUGUUUGCUUUUACUUCUCCUUUGCCAAUUCCUCCGCCGCCUUCCCGAGUCUCCGUCCUCCCCCCGUCUCAUCCCUUCGCCCCCUCCCCCGUCCUCUCUCGCCUUCCUUUCUUCCCAGAGAGGCCGAGAACAAGAGGACCCCCCCGCUCAGCCCCCCAUUUCUCAGCUCCCCCCACUGCUCAGCCCCCCCACUGCUCAGCCUCCCCGCUCAGCCCCCCCCAUUUCUCAGCUCCCCCCCACUGCUCAGCCCCCCUCCCUAUCUCUCCCUCCCCCCGCCCCCAGCUGCUGGACCUACACACAUCCAGCCCCGAUCCUCGCCCGGGAUUUGGCUUUUCAAUCGGUCCUCCCGGAAAAUCGGAUUCCCCCCCCCCGUCCUCGGCGCUGAUCCGACCCCACUCGGGGUGGGAGGCUGUGGGGUGCGGGCCGGCGGCUGGAGAGCGCAGCCCCACGGCCGCCCGGCCCUGCAGCGGGGGAGCCCGCGGCGCUGGAAGAAUGGUCACCCAGAUAAUCAGCACCAUGGAGACCCAGGUGUCCAACGGCCCCACCAGUAACAGCGGCCUCCCCAACGGGCCGCCCCUGAGCGCCAACGGGGCGGCCGACGACAGCAAAACCAACCUCAUCGUCAACUACCUGCCCCAGAACAUGACGCAGGAGGAAUUCAAGAGCCUCUUCGGCAGCAUCGGGGAGAUCGAGUCCUGCAAGCUGGUGCGGGACAAGAUCACAGGGCAGAGUUUAGGUUACGGGUUCGUGAAUUACGUGGACCCGAAUGACGCGGACAAAGCGAUUAACACCCUGAACGGGCUGAAACUGCAGAUGAAAACCAUCAAGGUCUCCUACGCCCGGCCCAGCUCGGCCUCCAUCCGCGACGCCAACCUGUACGUGAGCGGCCUGCCCAAGAGCAUGAGCCAGAAGGAGAUGGAGCAGCUCUUCUCGCAGUACGGCCGCAUCAUCACCUCCCGCAUCCUGGUGGACCAGGUCACAGGUGUCUCCAGAGGGGUGGGCUUCAUCCGCUUUGACAAGAGGAUAGAGGCGGAGGAGGCCAUCAAGGGGCUGAACGGGCAGAAGCCGCUGGGCGCCAGCGAGCCCAUCACCGUCAAGUUCGCCAACAACCCCAGCCAGAAGACGGGCCAGGCGCUGCUCAGCCACUUGUACCAGACCACGGCGCGGCGCUACACGGGGCCGCUGCACCAUCAGACCCAGCGCUUCAGGCUGGACAAUUUGCUAAACAUGGCCUACGGCGUUAAGAGUCCUCUGUCCUUAAUCUCCAGGUUCUCGCCCAUCACCAUCGACAGCAUGACCAGCCUGGCGGGCGUCAACCUGACGGGGGCCUCCAGUGGCGGCUGGUGCAUCUUCGUCUACAACCUGUCGCCGGAGGCGGACGAGAGCGUCCUGUGGCAGCUCUUCGGGCCCUUCGGCGCCGUCACCAACGUCAAAGUGAUCCGCGACUUCGCCACCAACAAGUGCAAGGGCUUCGGCUUCGUCACCAUGACCAACUACGAGGAGGCGGCCAUGGCCAUCGCCAGCCUCAACGGGUACCGGCUGGGCGACCGCAUCCUGCAGGUCUCCUUCAAGACCAGCAAGCAGCACAAGGCCUGAGCCGGGGCCCGAGCCGAGGGCAGGAGAGAGGAGCCGUGGCAGAGACUGGGCAGCCCCCCCCCCGACACCCCGACCUGAUGGAAAGAGAGACAACCCCACCCAGAAUCUCCCGCCCCGUGGCAGGCACCAGCCCCCCACCCCGUGGCGGGCACUGUCUCCCCAGCCCCACAGUGGGCUCUGUCCUCCCCAACUCCAUGGCGGGCACCGUCUUCAGCCCGAUGGCGAGCGAUGGCCCCGAGCCCCGUGGCGGGCACCUUCUCCCCCCCAGCCCCAUGGCGAGCGACCCCCAGAUGGCGCGCGAUGCCCCCGUGGGGGAGCGGAAGGAACCGAACGCCUCGCAGCCUUGGUGAGGAGGAAUAUGCCACCGCGGGAGCCGUGACCAGACAGCGAGGGGGUGCCGGGGUCUCACCCCGCCCGCAGGCGAGGCAAACGUAAGCCUGACCCCCCCCACAACUGUGCCCCACGGCGUCGCGAGGACCCCAGCGGGGCAGGAGAGGGGACCCUCCAUUAUGGGUUGAAUUCCAAUGUCCCCUCUGUUUUGGGGGUGCCCCUGGCCCUCCCCCCACAUCCUGGCUCCCCGACAGCCAUCCUGAGGUUCCCCCCAACAUUGUCCCCCCAUCUCUCCCCCUGGGAUUCCCCCCAACCCAACUUUGCGGGGGGGGGGGAUUCCCGGCGGGGCUCUCCGCUGUGAUCAGCGAGCGCCUCUGGGCUGGGGGGGCAGAUGGGUGAGAUGUUAUCGGGGGCAGGGGUUGCUAUUUCCAAUCAGUGCUGGUCGGGGGGCGGGGUGGGGAGGGGAUGGGCUGCUGCUGUUGAGUUGCUGGGGGGAAAUGCUCCCCUGAGCCCCCACCCCCUGAGGCCGACUGUACUGAGCCAACCAGGGCCCCAAGCCCCCCGGCUGUGGGGCUGCCCCGGAGGCAAUGGGGGACUGGGGCUCUGAAACUAACCAGGAUCCAUCCAGGAGCACGGUGGGGGGGGGGGGCAGAGGGAUGUGACGGCACUGGCUGGAGGCACCCCAAGAUCUGCCCUCCCCUUCGCCAUCAGAACAGGGGGUCCCAGCCUGGCUGUCGGGGAAGGGCCGUGGGGCACGUUCUCACUAUGUCGCCGUGGUGCUGUCAGCCAUUGCAAAGCCGACUCCUGGUUUCACCCGACCGGGGCGGGCUCAGGGGCGGACUCGGGGAUCGGCGCUGGGGACUGUGCCGGGGAGCCUUGGCUCCAGUGACUUGGUCCUGCCGACAGCCCCGAUCCUGGCAAGGCCUGUGUGUGUGUGUGGGGGGGUGACUGUGUCUUUAAAAUCCAGGCAUGUGUCUCUUCCAGCCCCACAGAGCCAGAUCGUCCAAAGGAUCCAGUGGGGGCUUGGAUAAACCCUGCCCACUUGGUGUGAAGGCCACACCCAUUCUGUGAAGGCCACACCCACUUGGUGGGUAGGCCACGCCCACUCAGUGUGGCGCUCUGUCUCCCUCUAGUGGUGGCUGGAUCACACACAGAGGAGGAGCCUACGCCGACUUGGCUAACAGAGCUGGGGGGAGGGAGGGGUGGUAGCAGCCCAUGUUUACAAUGCAAGGACCCGGUUCAGGGCCCACAGCGGAUACCCCCCCCCACUCCAUGGGCUCGAAAACCCACUUGGCUCUGACAGCAUCCGUGCGUCCUCCCUUUGCUCCUGGCGCCGUUCACCGCGCUGCAUGCUCGUUCCCUGGGGGCUGGCGUUUCCGGUGGCCGUGGGGAGAAGCCCACCCAUGGGUGGCUCACGCCUGCGUCGGCUGCUGGUAAUUCCCGCAGUCCGGGAGGAGCGACUGGGCUGUCGUAUCAGCUGUUCGGGUUAGGGGGUCGCGACUCGCUGCAGAGCGGCGCCUGGCGGGGGAUGUCAGUGGGAGUUCGGUCCGUAGCUUCAGUGCCUUUGAGGAUCUGGGAUUAGGCGCUUCCCUUUAGGUGCCUAAGCCCCUUUGACACCCUUGGCGGCGCUGAGCCGUAGCGGCCUGCGUCUCAUUGAAAUGUCGGCUGCUGAAUUGGUUUAGAAAUUGGAUCCCUCCUUGUUCCCUGCACCCCCUAAAGAGCCCCGAUCCCCAUGCAGCAUUAACCCUUUCCCUGCUGCAGCCCCACCCCGCCACGCAGUCUUCAGAUUGUGCCUGCUUUCUUUCCAAAACCGCCCCGAGCAAAACGGGGAAGGGGGGGGCGAGGCACAAAGGGAUAUUUAAAUAAAUGGAUUAAACCCAUUUGAAAAGCAAGAGAAAGUUACCCGCCUCCCCAACCUCCCCUCCCAGCCCCGUGUUAAUUUAUUUCCUUGAGAAUGGUUGUUUUUUUUGUUGCCAAAAAGGGGUGGAGUGAGGGGGAAAGGGGCAGGGCUUCCUCUCUCAGCUCGUGAACGAACAAAUGAAAUAAAAUAAAUAAUAAUAAUAAUAAUAAUAAUAAUAGAAAAGGCUGAAAACAGAAAUAAUAAAAAACCAACAAAAAAAUGGGAAAAAAAAUCUAUUUUUAUAAAAAAGGGAAAAAAACCAACCUCGCUGGGAAUUUUUACUGGGAUUCUUGAACUUCACACACACACACACCACACACACGCACAUUCACACACACACACACACCACACACACACACAGAGCAAACUAAAAAUAAGAGAAAAUUCUUUUUUGUUUUUAACAAAGAGGUUCUGUGAUUGCCCAGCUCAGGGCCGACAAAUGGAAAUGGUUGUUUUCUUUCUUUGGGUUUCUUUUCAGAAGGGGGGGGGCCGUGAGCACUCACGAUUGUUACCAAGGAUAUUUUUUUAUUUAACAUUUUACGACAAAAAAACAAAAAAACAAAAAACCAAAAAAACCAAAAAACAAAACAACAACAAAAAUAAAACCUAGCAGAGAAAAGCAAGGAACAAAAAUUAAAAGAGGAUUUAAAAAAUGCCCCAAACUAACCAGAAACACAACUGAUUUUAUCCAGGGAAACAUGCUUCAUAUUGACAUUACUUUCAUUUACACCCAAUUCCAUAUUUUUGAAAAAGAGCCGUGAUUUCCUCCUUCCCCUUGUUUUUGGGGUGAAAAACUUUGGCAGCGUGUGAACAUUUCUUAUUGAUUUAUUGUCCAUAUCAUAGUCAUGCCUGGGAGCUCCAGGCUUGGAUCAAUCUCGUUGCAAAAGGCACGGACACAAAGAAUAAACCAGUCGAUGGAAGUGGCACAAAAGCAUUUCUGCUGAUCCAAGGGGAGGAUGGAUAAAACAACCCCCAACCCUGAACAGAAAUACAGGAGUGAGUCACUUCUUGUCUCAGAAAAGCAUUUGACUGGGUCGAGAGGAGGAUCAGUUUCGGGGCAUCUCACGUGCCCAUCGGUUCACAGGCCUUGAUAGAUUCAUAAAGUUUCAGAGACCAUUGGAUUGUCUAGUCCAGCGGUUCUCAAACUCUGGGUUGGGACCCAAAAGUGGGUCGCAACCCCAUUUUCAUGGGGUCACCAGGGCUGGCUUAGACUUGCUGGGGCCCCACCACCCAAGGCCGAGCCGGAGGGUUUCAGCCCUGCGUGUUGGGACUCAGGUUACAGGCUCCCCACCUGGGACUUCACCUUUGUCCUGCUCUCCCUUCCCUCCCCCACCCGGGUCCGUGGGGCUCGGGCAGGCUCAGGCCUCGGUCCCCCCUCCUUGGGUUGUGUAGUCAUUUUUAUUGUCAGAAGGGGAUUGCGAUGCAGUGAAGUUUGAGACCCCUGCUCUAGUCCCACGGGCUGUAUCGACCAGGCCAGAGAAUUCCAGCUGGCGGUUCGCCGAGCCAACCCAUAUCUUGUGGUUGAACUAGAGCGGCGCAUUUCGAAGAACAACUCCCCCAUCUGGAUGUAAACUCUCCACGCUGCUGCACAGCCUGUCUUGCUCGGCGGGAGGCUGCUCCAGGGGGUCACCCCUCUCGCUGGGCAAACUCGGCACUGCUCUUUCCACUCUGAAGUUGUCUGGCUUGGAAGCUGGGUCUCCCUUUGCCCUGUGGCAUCAGCCCUCGUUCCCCAGCUUCGGGGACUGACAGGCGGUGGUCAAACUGCUGCCUAAGCUUCUCGUCCAUCAGCAACAUUGAUUUGAGCUUUCCCAUGUCCUAGCCUAAAGGCAAGCGUCCAGAACUGCUCUCAGAGCCCUUCUGUGAACCUGCCCCAGUUUUUCCAACAGAGGAAUGCCAAAGCCAUCAUGGUGGCAAGCUACAGGUUCUAUCACAGUGCCCCAGCCUGAGAUGCCAGGCUCCAGCUACGAGACAGGACCUCACCCACCUUGUCUCUCUAAUACCACGAGGACACCACGGUAGCACCAUGCCCGUAGCAUGGCCUACCAUGAUGCCCUGGCUGUGAGCUCACCUGGAAACACAAUAUCCAUAGCCUCCUCCUUCAUGACUCAUGUGUCCUCCCCUGAAACGUUGGCCUCAGCGGUGCCUCAUCAAGAGAAAGCGAGCCCCGUGUACCCCCACCACAACACCCACGGCCAUGCUACGAAACUGAUCCACCUAGGAGACCCACAUCUUUGCACCAGCCCUCCCCCGACGGGGAGAUGCUACUUUAUUUCAAGCCAUAGGAUAAUCAUGGGGGAUUUUUUGUUUAAGACGUCACUGUCCAAAAACUGGAGUUUUAAGAUUUUCAGCUAAAAAUGUCUUGUUUUUUUGGCCAAUAUUUGGCUAACAAAUUUCUAGUCACUGGCUGAAUUUUGUUGCUGUUUUAGUUUUCUGCAGGAAAUUUUCUAGGUUUUGGGCCAGAUUUUUCCAUUUUUUUGGCCAAAAAUUUACCAGGGUUAGGGAGAUUUGGGCCAAAAUAUUUUGGAAAAUUUGGGUCAUUUUUUCCCUUUUUCAUCAGUUUUCCCCCCACUAGUUUUCAGCAAUUUUCAGCCAAAGUUUUUUCAGUUUUUGCCCUUUUUAUUUUAUUUUUUUAAUUUUUGGUUAAAAAUGUACCAGUUGUUAACCGCCCAAUCCCCCCAGUUUUGAGAUUUUUUUAACCCAUUUUUUUCCAUUUUCAUUGGGUUUUAGUCAAAUUUUCUCAUUUUCAGCCAUGUUAGGCCAUUUUCCCCUUAUUUUGGGGAAGUUUUUGGCCAAAAAAAUGUAUCAGUAUUUGGCCAAAAUAAAUUUCCGUUUUUGGUAAUUUUCAGCCACCAUUUUUCAGUUUUCUGCUGCCAAAUACUCAAGUUUUUUGGUUUUCCAACUAAAAAUCUACAUUUUCCAACAGGGGGGGGGGGGAAAGAAACCCCCUUUUCUCCCACCAGCUCUAAUUUAACCACUGCCUCUGAUGGGAGCCAAUUUCCCCCAAUGCUGAUCGCUUGUAGCAGAGCUCUACCCUCGGUUAAUUUCUUUUAAGGAUGUUUCGUUUAAAGGGGCAGUUUCCUGGAUUUCUGUUGAAAAACCACUUUCAACUCCUUGAAGUCCAGCCAUUUCUGAGAAAAUAUCUUCCAGUGUCUCAUGUCUAAGCUAAAAUCUAUAAAGAAUAAAUCUUUCAGGAGUCCUGACAGACUUUUUAAACAAUCAUUCUUUUUGCUCUGUACGCUUCUUUGGUUUGUAGCAGUGUAGAGCAGGACGAGUAAUGGAAGGGAACUAUCCUUAGAGGGGUGUUACUAACUCACUGGUCUGAUUUCCUUUUCUAUUCCGCCCCUCCAAGAGCGAGCAGAAAUUAAGUUGAUUUAAACGAAAUCCCAAACCUUAAAAAGGGGGAAACUCAAUUGCCAAGGCAUGUCAUGGCGUUUCACAUUACAAAUCACAUCCCAAACAACACACAUCCGCUACUUUUUGAUUUAGGUUUUCUUUCUUUUUUUUUUUUAAAUUUGAUUUUCAAUUUUUGGUUUGACAAAAACGAGACCAAUUCUUUCACUUUAGAAAACAAACGGGAAAAACAACAACGUAAAAAAGAGAACGUAAUGAUAAUUAAACCUUUUAGCAUUAGUUGAGUUUUAAUUGUUUAAAUGAUUUAGAAGUUAGUUUAGGAUUUCUUGAUUUUUGAAGAUAAAUGUGUUCUGUGUUUGUAAGAUCUGUGAGAGCUUCUGUUUGCGAAAAAACAUAGAAAAAUGACAAAAAAAAAAAUUAACUGGCACCAUUAACUUGUAUCUUUUUGCGGAUUUUAGCUUCUUGUAGUUUUAACUUAUUGUUAACUUAAAUA